Parascedosporium putredinis is the source of this 987-nucleotide messenger RNA. The record is from the annotation of a GenBank genome assembly. Lineage: Eukaryota; Fungi; Ascomycota; Sordariomycetes; Microascales; Microascaceae.
AUGGCCCCUCUCUCCAAGACCACCACUCUGGCCUCCGGCAAGGAGAUGCCCCUCGUCGGCUUCGGCCUGUGGAAGGUCCCCAAGGAGACCGCCGCCGAGACCGUCUACAACGCCAUCAAGGUCGGCUACAGGCUCUUUGACGGCGCCUACGACUAUCAGAACGAGAAGGAGGCCGGCGAGGGUAUCCGCCGUGCCAUCGACGAGGGCCUCGUCAAGCGCGAGGACAUCUUCAUCACCACCAAGCUCUGGAACAACUACCACCGCAAGGAGUAUGCCGUUGACAUGGCCAAGAAGCAGAAUGAGACUUGGGGCCUUGGCUAUAUCGAUCUCUUCCUCAUCCACUUCCCCUGCGCCUUGAAGUAUAUUGACCCCGAGGUCCGCAGGUAUCCCGCUUGGUGGAUGGAUGACCAGGGCACGGUCGAGGAGGACAAGGUCCCCAUCCGCGAGACCUGGGAGUCUCUCGAGCAGCUCGUCGACGAGGGCGUCGCCAAGAGCAUCGGCGUCUCCAACUUCCAGGCGCAGUCGCUCUACGACCUCAUGAGCUACGCCCGCCACCCCGUCUCCUCCCUCCAGAUCGAGCACCACCCUUACCUCGUGCAGCCCGGCCUGAUCGAGAUGGCCCAGCUCCACAAGAUUGCCGUCACCGCCUACUCCUCCUUUGGCCCUCAGUCUUUCCUCGAGCUCCCCGAGACCUUUUCCAAGAAGGCCAAGAAGAUUCCCACGCUGUUCGAGCACGACGCCGUCAAGGCUCUCGCCACCAAAUACAACGUCACCGCCUCGCAGGUUCUUCUCCGCUGGGCCACCCAGCGCAACAUUGCCGUCAUUCCCAAGUCCAACAACAAGGACAGGCUCCAGCAGAACCUCGAUGUCUUUGGCUUCGACAUGACCUCCGAGGAGCUCGAGUCUAUCGCCGCCCUGGACAUUGGUCUUCGCUUCAACGACCCCGGCUUCUAUCUCCCCAACCACCCUCUCCACAUCUUCUCUUAA